AUGAGUGGCCUGUCUCCAACUUAUAGCAGAAGAAGCAUGAGGCGUUCAAGUCCAGGGUUCAAACACAACUGCCCUGGAUAUGCUUUCAAAGUUUCCAAGCUAUAUGUAACCUUACUAUCAGGUGAGUUGCUCCGAGAUGGGAAACCUGGUCAGUACCAUAGCUCGCGAGCACAUUUACUAAUCACUCCGCGGUAG
Molecule: messenger RNA, 195 nt
Organism: Dovyalis caffra
Lineage: Eukaryota; Viridiplantae; Streptophyta; Magnoliopsida; Malpighiales; Salicaceae
Source: the annotation of a GenBank genome assembly